AUUACUCGUAUUUUAAAAAGUUAUUGGCUCUCGUAAUCGUCGCUCGGGCUUUGUUUUCACUUUGUUGUUCCCCGUGUGUGUGUUUUGAAUGUGUAGAGACGCGGUAGCAUCAUCAUGCUGGACUUCUUCACCAUCUUCAGUAAAGGGGGCAUCGUUCUCUGGUGUUUUCAGGGCGCCGGAGUCACGGAAUCCUUCACCGGGCCUGUCAACGCUCUCAUCCGCUCCGUCAUCCUACAGGAACGAAGUGGCAACAGCUCCUUCACUCAUGAAGCUCUGAGUCUCAAAUAUAAACUGGAUAAUGAGUUUGAGUUGAUUUUUGUGGUGGGUUUUCAAAAGAUCUUAACGCUGACAUAUGUGGAUAAAUUCAUAGAUGACGUCCAGCUUCAUUUCAGGGAUCUUUAUAAGAAUGAACUGGAACAGAAAGGAUCUUUGAAGCUUCUCAACAACAGCUUUGAUUUUGAGAAGGAUUUCAACAUGCUCCUUAGGGAGGCAGAGGAGAGUAGCAGAGCUCGAAUCUCUGCCCCAAUGCGAUCUUUUAAGGAGUCUGAGAAAUCCCAAAAAACUGUGAAGUCAAUGAUUGAGAUGAAGGGUGGUGACAAAGUCAAAGAACAGGGUGGCAAGAAGAAUAAGAAUUCCAAAAAAGAAGUUCCUGGAGCUGAGCCUGCCAAAGGGGAUCCAGGCAAGGUCUCAUCCUCUGCUCAGAAGAUGGUUGAGAAUGGUAAUCAGGGUUUGACACCCGAUGAGGUGAAGAAGAACAGAGAAAUGUUCUUCCGCAAACACAUGGUGGCACCACCUGAGAAACAAAGCAAGUCCCCUAAACCUCAGAAGCCGAAGGAGAAACAAAUGCGAGUUUGGGGCAUGGGUGGUAGCAGCACCAAGAAUUUGGACUACAGCCAGAAGAAUGGAAACGGUUCCCUUACUGAUGACAACCAGAAACAUGAUGCCCAAAUUGAUUCGGGGAUUCAGCUUAACUCCAUGAAGGGAGACUUGCUGUCUGUUUACUGUGAGUCCAGUGGUGAUGAGGAAAUGGAGGAAGAAGAGAUUGAGAGAGUUAUCCAUGAUACAAACAAAAAAAUCUCAAAAAAGGGUGGUGGUUUUGGUGGUAUGUUUGGAAUGCUGAAGGGUCUGGUGGGCUCCAAAAGCCUCACCCGGGAGGACAUGGAGUCCGUCCUGGAAAAGAUGAGGGAGCACCUCAUUGCAAAGAAUGUAGCAGCCGACAUUGCUUCCCAGCUCUGUGACUCAAUAGCCAAAAAACUGGAGGGCAAAGUCAUGGGCACAUUCACCACUGUGGCCUCAACUGUAAAGCAGGCCCUGCAAGACUCACUGGUGCAGAUCCUACAGCCCAAGCGAAGGGUGGAUAUUUUGAGAGAUGUCAUGGAUGCCCAGAGCCAGCGAAGGCCUUUUGUCAUUACGUUCUGUGGUGUCAAUGGGGUUGGCAAGUCCACCAACCUGGCCAAGAUCUCCUUCUGGCUCAUAGAGAAUGGUUUCACUGUCCUGAUCGCAGCCUGCGAUACAUUUCGUGCUGGAGCUGUGGAGCAGCUCCGCACUCAUCAGCGGCGGCUCAACUCUCUGCAUCCCCCAGAGAAGCAUGGCGGGCGGCAAGUAGUCCAGCUGUAUGAGAAGGGUUAUGGAAAGGAUGCAGCUGGAAUUGCCAUGGAGGCCAUUGCCUAUGCCCGCAAUCAGGCCUUUGACGUGGUUUUGGUGGACACUGCUGGCCGUAUGCAGGACAAUGCACCGCUAAUGACGGCUCUGGCCAAACUCAUUGCUGUCAACAUGCCUGACCUGGUGCUGUUUGUUGGCGAGGCUCUGGUGGGAAACGAGGCAGUGGACCAGCUGGUGAAGUUCAACCAGGCUCUGGCCGAUCACUCUAUGUCUGACAAGCCUCGACUCAUUGAUGGAAUUGUCCUCACAAAGUUUGACACCAUUGAUGACAAGGUUGGUGCUGCCAUCUCCAUGACCUACAUCACAGGUCAACCCAUUGUGUUUGUGGGCACAGGGCAGACCUACAACGACCUGCGGAGCCUCAACGCCCGUGCUGUGGUCAGCGCCCUGAUGAAGGCCUGAGCGGCUGCAUGAUUGGUUUAUUCUUUGUUGCAAUGAAGCUCACCUUCAAAAGCUGACCUGAAAUGUUCCAGUCCUGCCAGCCUCCAUUUCUCAUCCUCCAGCCAUGUCCCCCAAAUGAACUAAACACAUGCAUAGGAUUUUAUUUGCUCAGCUCCAGAAAGUCUGCACUUUGAGAAAUGACAAAAAGAACUGGUGUUGCUUUCCAUCACCUCAAAAUUUUGGGGAGUUAAAAGGCACCUCAGAUCUGGAAAAACAAAAGCCCAAGUAUUUUUAAUGUUGUAGAUCCAAUAAAAUUAAUUUCAGCUUUGAAUGUCAGUUUGUUGGCUUUUACAGGCUGUUUUUUUUUUAAACACACCUUUAUGCAAAUAAAAGCAGGUCACGGUGACAUUUGAGCAGCUGCCAGUGCAUGAGGAAAGCUUAGUGACCAUAGUGCCUGUCCUCUUUGUUUUCAGUUAAUGUUCACAAAAAUCAUCCUGCCUGGUCACAUUAUGUAGACUGACUCAUCAGGGAUGGAUAGAAUGGUGGUAACACAGAUUAAACGUUGAAAUGUCUGAGCAGUUGCUGUACUCAUCAGUCUUUGUCCUGCUUUGGUUUCAGUUUGGGAAUAUGUGUGUGUGUGUUGCCAAAA
Messenger RNA from Thalassophryne amazonica, 2692 nucleotides. It is a transcript of the gene srpra, whose product is annotated as SRP receptor subunit alpha. The coding region runs from base 115 to 2064 and encodes 649 amino acids. Gene Ontology annotation, molecular function: signal recognition particle binding; GTP binding; ATP hydrolysis activity. NCBI's taxonomy places the organism in Eukaryota, Metazoa, Chordata, Actinopteri, Batrachoidiformes, Batrachoididae. Gene Ontology annotation, biological process: SRP-dependent cotranslational protein targeting to membrane. The transcript is spliced from 14 exons. Gene Ontology annotation, cellular component: signal recognition particle receptor complex; endoplasmic reticulum membrane. The record is from RefSeq and is a predicted model, not a curated record.